Molecule: messenger RNA, 999 nt
Organism: Paracoccidioides brasiliensis Pb18
Product: cyclin-dependent protein serine/threonine kinase regulator SSN8
Exons: 2
Coding region: 1-999 (332 amino acids)
Biological process (GO): positive regulation of transcription by RNA polymerase II
Cellular component (GO): mediator complex; nucleus
Molecular function (GO): cyclin-dependent protein serine/threonine kinase regulator activity
Source: RefSeq, a predicted model, not a curated record
AUGGCAGCCAAUUACUGGGUGUCAACCCAGCGCCGGUACUGGCUCUUCGAUCGAGACCGGUUGGCAGACAUCAGGAAAUCCCUCAACGAAGGCGAGAAACAACUGAUACAACAAUUCCCGCUUCCUGAUCUAAGGUACUUUAGCAUCUACAUCAAUCUACGUAUGACUUCCUAUUCCGAUGCAAGUUGCCACCUGGUCCGGGUAUUGGUAUCGUUGAAGCUGACAAAGUGCAACAUCGCCGCCGCAGAGCUGGUCAGGCUGGGGAAACGGAUGACAAUUCGUCAGCAGGCGCUUGCAACGGCACAAGUCUAUAUCAGGAGGUUCUACACCAAGGUGGAAAUCCGACGGACCAAUCCGUAUCUGGUGCUUACCACCGCUUUCUAUCUGGCAUGCAAGAUGGAGGAAUGUCCCCAGCACAUUCGCUUUGUCGUGAGUGAAGCAAAAGGAUUAUGGCCAGAUUACAUCGUAUCCGACAUUUCCAAGCUGGGUGAAUGCGAGUUCUGGCUCAUCUCAGAAAUGAACUCGCAGUUGAUAGUUCAUCACCCCUACCGCACCCUGUCAGAAAUCCAGACAGCACUAUCUCUAACAUCGGAAGAAGUAUCGCUGGCAUGGUCAGUGAUUAAUGACCACUAUCUAACUGAUCUCCCUCUUCUCCAGCCACCGCACGUGAUUGCGGUAACUGCCCUUUUAAUCGCGGUGGUAUUCAAGACAAACCCCGCAAGCUGUGCCCAUCUUACAGGAGCAUCUCCAGCCUCUACCGUACUACGGGAUGGAGUGGGUGCACUGGCCUCACUUGGUGAUAAGCAGUCAGGGGCGAGUAUGCCUCCUCGCAUCCAGAAGGUCAUUGACUGGCUUUCGACGGGCGAGGUCAACAUUGAAGCGGUCAUUGAUUGUACGCAGGAGCUUGUUUCUCUGUAUGAGGCCUGGGAGCAGUAUAGCGAGAAGGCAUGUCGCGAGCAGAUUGCACGAUAUGUGAAGGCGCUGGCUCUUGAUAAAUGA